UUCCUGUCUGUCGCCGAGUGUAACCAAUCGAGGCCCGAGUAACCGACCGGAAGUUGACCGUCGAGUACGCUUUUUUCUUUUAUAACGGUUCAAAUUGUCUCAGUUAUCGUUGUCACUUAAUACGAGAUGAACCCCGACCUGACCUUCUCCUCUCGUCGGUCUCCCGUGGUGUGUUUACGCGGCUGCGUGGCGUCCAGUCAGCCGCUAGCUUCGACCGUGGGACUGGAUGUCUUGAAGCGUGGCGGCAAUGCGGCAGAUGCCGCGGUUGCAAUAGCGGCAGCGUUGGCGGUCACGGAGCCGUGCAGCACCGGGCCCGGUGGCGACGCCUUCUGCUUGUUCUACAACGGAAACACUGGAGAGAUCAGAGGACUUAACGGCAGCGGCCGUUCACCCAGAGCUCAGACCCUGGAGUUCCUGGAAGGUCGUGGUUAUUCUGCAGAGGCCCCUCCUUCACCUUUUCACGCGCUGAACGUAACCGUCCCAGGGGCCCCGGCGUGUUGGUGGGACACCGUACAACUGUUUGGUAGUCGCAAGCUUUCCUUUCAGGAGGUGCUGAGCGGGGCGGUGGAACUGGCAGAGGUGGGGUUUCCUGUCGCCAGGGUAACGGCUCACCACUGGGCGAAGUGGGUGGCUGCUCUGAAAGAGGAUGGAAAGGAACUAGGUGGGGACCUGCUAAUUGACAAUCAUGCGCCCGAAUGUGGACAAGUAUUCAGGAACCAGGCCCUGGCCCAAACACUGAAGGAGCUGGGCGAACGGGGGAAACCAGCUUUCUACCAGGGCCGAGUGGGCCAAGCCAUCGUCGACGUCAUCGGCCGACACGGGGGCGUCAUGACCCUGGAUGAUCUCAGCAGCCAUGACAGUGAGGUCAUCGUGCCCGCGAGCACAGAGUACAAGGGCGUGUGUCUGUGGGAGCCGCCACCUAACAGUCAGGGACUGGCUGCCCUGCUGCUGCUCAACAUCCUGGACAACUUCCCUCUCAAAGCUAUGGGCCAUAACAGUCCAGACUACGUCCAUGUUUUGGUGGAGUCUGUGCGUCUGGCACUAACAGAUGCUCUGCGUUACCUGGGCGAUCCAGACCAUGUGACCAUCCCUGUCGAGACCUUACUGGACAAGAGCUACAGCCAUCAGCGAGCACAGCACAUCCGCAUGGACAGCGCAAUGGAGGGAUUGGAGCCGGGCCUAAUGCCAGGAAGUGACACGGUCUAUUUCUGCGUGAUUGACAGCGAGGGUAAUGCCUGCUCAUUCGUCAACAGCACCUAUAUGGGCUUUGGGACGGGGCUAAUCCCAAAGGAUUGUGGAUUCUCACUACAGAAUCGCGGCGCCAACUAUCACACCAUAAUAGCUGCACUUCUCACUGCCUCUGCGACCGAGUCACAAAAACCACAACUGCUCGCCGCACUCGGGGUGAUGGGCGCUUUAAUGCAAACACAAGGACACGUGCAGGUGUUGCUGAACAUGUUGGAGUUCGGGAUGAAUCCUCAACAAGCUCUGGACGCACCGAGAGUCAACGUAGAGUACGACCAAAAAACUGAUGAGUGGUCGGUUCAUCUGGAGGAAGGGGUCGACCAGGAAGUAGCUGAGGAGCUGAAAAGACGGGGACAGAAAGUCAACUGGCCAGUCACAGGCCACAGGAGGUCUCAGUUUGGGCGGGGACAGAUCAUCACAGUGGGGGAUUGGUGGGAUCCAUCUGUCAAUCAAGGCGACCGUCCGACCACCAGGUUGCUGUGGGCGGGAUCGGACCCCAGAUCCGACGGAUGUGCUCAGGGAUACUAGACAUAACUGUAGAGCUGCAACAUUAAUAAUCGACUACUAAAUUAGUCGCCAACUAUUUUGAUAAUCGAUUAAUCGGUUCAAGUGUUUUUUUCUGAUUUCAGCUUCUUGAAUGUGAAUAUUUUCUGGUUUCUU
This is a messenger RNA of Scophthalmus maximus (turbot), 1905 nucleotides long. RefSeq names its product glutathione hydrolase-like YwrD proenzyme. The coding region runs from base 127 to 1773 and encodes 548 amino acids. NCBI's taxonomy places the organism in Eukaryota, Metazoa, Chordata, Actinopteri, Pleuronectiformes, Scophthalmidae. The transcript has 12 exons. The record is from RefSeq and is a predicted model, not a curated record.